AUGAUAAUAGAGUAUGGGCCUCCAAGAGGAUACAGUACAAGAUCUGUAGAGAGAGUUAUCGGAGAAUACUCUAAAGCAAUAAAGAGUAAGUUGGCAAUAGGAACCAAUGCUGGCAAUAUAAUCCUUGGCUUGGCAUGGACGAGGCAAAUUGGAAGCUUGGCAAAACAAAACACAGAACAGCCAAAGUCCUGGGUGCUCUCUGAUGAUGACUCCUUGGCUGGUUGGCCAUUGACAGAGGGAGGCGAGCGUGUUGGUGCCAAAUCAGACAUUGAGUUCUGGGGGCCUUUGAGAUGUAGAUUGAUUGAUGAAAGUUUCGAAGGCAUCUCUUGCCUUCCAAUUCUGAUUCAAGCUUUCUACAAAUCGAAGGGGGUUGAAUGUAGCAGAAUUGAACCUGUCAUGACAACAAGCUGCAAGGCUUUUGUUAAUGGCUGUGUGAUUGCCUCUUCAUUUGCCCAAACCCUGUUAAGAGAGGCCCAUCACGUUUGUCUACAGGUCCAGAUUGACCUGUUUUGUAAUGUUUAUUCUGUUGAAGAAUACAAUGGUGUGCUAGUGGCAAAAAAUGGACAAAUGAAGCCAAAGGUAGUCCACCUAGCAGAUGUCAAGGAGUUGGAUGGCCUGGUAGUUUCAGAUGCAACAAGCAGCACAACAACAACAACAACAAAAUAUAUUGUCUGGCCGGAGCUAAACCAUGAGCAAAAACUAAAUCUUGGGGAACACCUCAUAAACGGCCAUACAGACAAUUCACCCACUAUCACAACACCCACACCCGGACUCCCUCUCACCUACUUGACUGCCCUAACAAACACCGCACCGACAUUCUGCCAUGCCAUCGUACUUGGUACUAGCCAGUUCUCCGUUUACUACACUACUCCCCCGGAAACCUCUCCCAAAUUCAUUGUUUUCUUUGAUGCUCUGCUCCAGUCCUUUUUGCCUGGCGAAAUCUUUGGCCUGAACCCUUCCAAUAAAGCUGGUACCCUCUUUGAGCUCCACUUGAGCUCCAAAGAUGUUUGUGCUCAUGCUUGUCGUGUAGGCUUUUGGUACAACAACGAAACUGUUCUUGCCUCCCCUGCCAUUGCUAGCUCAUCCAAAUUGUUUAAGCUGACUUUGUCAAAGCUCCCACAAUUCCCUCCUCAAGAGUACGCUACCUUGGAUACCAAACUUCAUAAUGCUCUCAUGAAAUAUGGCUAUGUGCACGAUAUCUCCAUUAACACGUUUGGGUUUAUGGAUGGAAGUGGACACGCAUAUGUGAAGCGUCCUCUAUAUGAGGAAGAAACUCGCUCGUGCUAUGGCUGCCAUCAGGUCGGCCAUCUUCGCUCUAAAUGCCCUCGUGCUGCCGAAGUGGACAACUCAUACAAACGGGAUUGCAAGGUUCCUGAACCGCAUGGCCCCCAUCGCACCACUGCCACCUGCAACACCACCAACCGACCCACUGUCACUCACUCUGGCUCACAUAUGAAGAAGACCCUCCCCCCCUCCUUCACCACAGCCAACCCUUAUGCCCUACUUGACCCUUCCCUCUCUUCUGCCGGGUCUCAACACAACCCCGCCAACACCACCAAAGCUGUACCCACCGAUUCACGCACCAAGUCACCAAAAACACCUCCACUCCCUUUUGAGGCGAACUUAGUUGAUAGGGAAACACUCCCUGCUGAUGAUCCCACGCUCACCAAUUGUUGUGGUGGUUGA
Phycomyces blakesleeanus NRRL 1555(-) is the source of this 1686-nucleotide messenger RNA. RefSeq names its product CCHC-type zinc finger transcription factor. Gene Ontology annotation, molecular function: nucleic acid binding; zinc ion binding. Lineage: Eukaryota; Fungi; Mucoromycota; Mucoromycetes; Mucorales; Phycomycetaceae. The record is from RefSeq and is a predicted model, not a curated record. The transcript has 5 exons. Bases 1 to 1686 code for a protein of 561 amino acids.